Molecule: messenger RNA, 2226 nt
Organism: Gadus chalcogrammus (walleye pollock)
Lineage: Eukaryota; Metazoa; Chordata; Actinopteri; Gadiformes; Gadidae
Gene: nt5dc2
Product: 5'-nucleotidase domain containing 2
Exons: 14
Coding region: 153-1961 (602 amino acids)
Molecular function (GO): 5'-nucleotidase activity
Source: RefSeq, a predicted model, not a curated record
UAUAUGGGACUCGACCAACUGUUACGUACAAGCGUCAGCUGGACAACAAAGCUGGAGGCAACGAAAUGAGACUGGUGCUUGAACCUUAAGAUUUUUUUUUAUAUUUUAUAUUUCAAAGUGUCUAAGUGCACUAGGUCUAACUGAUUAAUGCGAUGUCCUUUCAGAAAGUGGGUCUGUCGUUAGGUCGUGCGUUGUGGAACAACGUUAAUGCCGGUCGAACGGCUGCGAAGAGCUCCACACAAUUUAAUGAAUUUUCCAACAAAAGUGAUGAGGUAAAAAGCCCAACCGGGCAAUGCACGAAUAAAGGCUUCGGGGCUGUCACACAAACAACGAACCAGGGACCGUUGACCAGCAGCGCGCCUUCACUCCCCGAGAAACAACAUGAAGUUGGUAAGAAGAGGCGAUUUGAUGGAUCCUCUCGUGGUCCUGCUGGGCGGCCGUACUCCCUUACCGCCGGGAAAGUGGACCAGAAAGCUCACCUGUGGGCUCGGUACAACGACACUAAACGACUUGUUCACGAACUGAUUCCCCCUGGAGCCUGUAGCAUCCUCAACCCCUCCGCCAUCUACGCCAACAACGAGGUCAGCCUGGAGGAGGUGGACAUCUACGGCUUUGACUAUGACUACACACUGGCCCUCUACUCUAACAACCUGGACACCAUGAUCUAUGAUACCGCCCGGGACUUUCUCAUUGAGCACUUCAAGUACCCGGAAGGUAUCCACAAAUACGACUAUGUUCCGAACUUUGCAGCCAGAGGACUUCACUACGAUAUACAGAAGGGUCUUCUGAUGAAAAUCGAUGCAUUCCAUUACAUUGAGCCUGGUACUGUGUAUCGGGGCCUGAAGCCAGUGCCAGAUGAGGAGGUGGUGGAGCUGUAUGGGGGAACUCACCACGUUCCUCUCAACCAGGACAGUGGCUUCUAUGGCAAGGGGCCGAAGAUGAAGCAGUUCAUGGACGUCUUCUCCCUCCCAGAGAUGACUCUUUUGGCCGUGGCCAAUGAUUACUUUAUCUCCAACGACAUUGAAUAUGAUCCUGUUCACCUCUACAAAGACGUCUCGGAGGCUAUAGGCAUGGUCCACCUUAAAGGCUUCAUGUAUAAAUGGAUCACGCAAGAUCUUGAGAAGUUCAUCCUCAGUGGGGAACCGACCCGCGCUGUGCUGCAGCGACUGGUCAGCCAAGGGAAGAAGCUGUUUCUCAUCACCAACAGCCCCUUCAGCUUUGUGGAUAAAGGCAUGGUUUACAUGGUGGGGCAAAACUGGAGGGAAUUCUUCGAUGCCAUCAUUGUGCAGGCGGACAAACCCCAUUUCUUCAAUGACUGUUUUAAACCUUUCAGACGCUUGGAUAGCAACGGCGACCUUCAGUGGGACAAGAUCACCAGCCUGGAAAAGGGACAGAUUUACAAACAGGGGAACCUGUUUGAAUUCCUAAGACUGACUGGCUGGAGAGGAUCCAAAGUUCUUUACUUUGGCGACCAUCUUUACAGUGAUUUGGCUGACCUGAUGCUGCAACAUGGUUGGCGCACGGGGGCCAUUGUGCCCGAGCUGAUCCAUGAAACCAAAGUGGUGAACACCAAACAGUAUGCCCUGGGUCUCACCUGGCUGCAGGCUCUGACAGGCCUAUUGGAGCGCAUGCAGAUACACCGGGACCCGGAGUCACAAAAGGUUUUACAGGAAUGGAUGAAAGAGAGGGAGGAGUUAAGGGCGGUCACCAAGAACCUGUUCAACCCACAGUUUGGCAGCAUCUUCAGAACCUCCCACAACCCCACCUACUUCUCCAGGCGCCUGUGCCGAUUCUCCGACGUCUACAUGGCCUCCAUCAGCUGUCUCCUCAACUAUGACCUCUCGUACACCUUCUACCCCCGCCGUACCCCCCUGCAGCACGAGGCCCCCCUGUGGAUGGACCAGCUCUGCACGGGCUGCAUGAAGACCCCUUUCUUGGAGGAGAUGGCUCUGAUUCGCUGAGCAGUUUGUCUAUGACUUUUAAAGACAUGCCCUCCUUCUAUCCCCCUGGUUAAUUACGCAAUUAUGCCAGACUUCUCGCUGUAGUCACUAGAGGGCACUGUAGACCUAGUUUGAAGGGAGCCCCAAGCUGUUGGGGAAAAAAGAUUCUCUAAUUUUAAUUUAUAAGUGGUUCAUCGUGCUUUAGCUAUUUGUAAUGCCUGUCGUGAAAUCGGUGAGAGGAAAAUACGAUGUUAUUUGUUCGUGUAAGUCUUGUUUUUUAAUAAAU